This is a messenger RNA of Rotaria sp. Silwood2, 588 nucleotides long. Lineage: Eukaryota; Metazoa; Rotifera; Eurotatoria; Philodinida; Philodinidae. The record is from the annotation of a GenBank genome assembly.
AUGCCUCUUAUUGAAGCAAGUUGUGGAUGGCCAGGUAAAGCUUCUGUGACAAGUCCAGUUAGAACAUGUACACAAGAUGGUAUUACAUCUGUUGAUCUUAAUACUCAAUCAGGUUGUACUCGUGGUACUGCUUAUAUGUGUAAUGAUCAACAACCAUGGAAUGUUAGUUCAACUCUUGCAUAUGGUUUUGCUGCUGCUCAUAUUGCUAAUCAAGGUGAAGCAGAUUGGUGUUGUGCUUGUUAUUCAUUAAUAUUUACAUCAGGACCUGUUGUUAGUAAAGAAUUAAUAGUUCAAGUAAUAAAUACAGGUGAUGAUCUUGAUGAUAAUCAUUUUGAUCUUGAAAUACCUGGUAGUGGUGUCGGUAUAUUCGAUGGAUGUUCAAAGCAAUUUCCUGGUUCAUAUACAUGGGGUCAAACAUAUGGUGGUGUUAGUCAAAGAUCAGAUUGCGCUGGUUUACCAUCUGUUCUUCAACCAGGCUGUUAUUGGCGAUUUGAUUGGUUUAUGGGUGCUGAUAAUCCAAUGAUAAGUUUCAAACAAGUAUCUUGUCCAUUUGUUCUUACUUCAAUUACUCAAUGCGUCAGAGUAUAA